Molecule: messenger RNA, 6475 nt
Organism: Myzus persicae (green peach aphid)
Lineage: Eukaryota; Metazoa; Arthropoda; Insecta; Hemiptera; Aphididae
Exons: 13
Coding region: 809-5707 (1632 amino acids)
Biological process (GO): protein transport to vacuole involved in ubiquitin-dependent protein catabolic process via the multivesicular body sorting pathway; early endosome to late endosome transport; endocytic recycling
Cellular component (GO): endosome
Molecular function (GO): protein binding
Source: RefSeq, a predicted model, not a curated record
CGAUGUGGUAACGGCAGCCACUGAACGAGGUGCAACCGUGGUGGUGUUAAUCCGCCGUCGUCGUCGACAUCGCAAAUGAUUUUCCAGUUGCUUAUAUUAUACAAAUUUACAAUAAUUAUCGCGACGUCUGUAUAAUCGACUGACACGUUUUGUUUCGCGUUUCCUGCAUCCCGUUACCAAUAACCGAUUACCGUGUUUUACCUUUACCGAUUGUUGUGAUUAUUUCGUUCGCUAUUCGUGGUGAUCGGUCGCUUUCCUCCGUGCUAUCCGCCAUCCGGGACUGUCGGUAAUCCAAAAGAGAGACGGGCGCGGCCGUUGCGCACUGUUCUGUGUAUUGGUAAAUAGUAGUAAGUGAGUUCCGAUAAGUACACUUGAUUGCAGUUACAUGUGAAUAUGGCGAUCGACAUUAGUAUUGUUGAAGUAGGGCGGCGGAGGUGACUUAGUACAAGUACAGAUGUACUUGUAAUAAUGAGUGUUUUAUCUUCUUGCAGACAAUUUGUGAAAGUAAUUGUUAUAAGUGUAUAAUUUUUAAAAUGCUGUUCUAGAACGGCGACAGUCAAGAGCGUUUUGGGGUUGUAACAAUCAAUGUGUGUAGCGGUAACCUUCUGCUACUGCUAUUGAUUUCGAUGUAUGUUCUCUGUGAACAUAGGUGUGACUACUACUAUUACUUCUACUGUGAGUAUAGGUAAUCACAGUUACAGUGGUAAGAGCACGCAUAGAAGGUUUGACACUGUUAUAUUUAUGAAGAAUACCUACUUGCAGUUAAUAGAACAGUAUUUUUCAUCAAUUAACACGUAACUGAACCAAAAUGGAAGGUGUACCACGGUUGUAUAUGAUUGGCAUGCCAGCAAAACGGUGUGUUUACAACCAGACACCUGAUUUUUCAUCAGCCUUAAAUUAUCAAAUACAAAAAUCAUAUGACCGAGAUCCCAGUAUGUAUUCUGCUGACAUAGACACAUUACUUAGACUCAGGCAAUCUGCUAUGGACGUUGUGAUGUCAUCUGUUUGCACUGUAGAAGAGUGUACAGCAUUAAAACGUUACUAUGCACACCUUGUUAGAUUAACAGAUAAGUUUCCUAAACUGAUGCAGCAACAAAGUAUUGGGCUAAAAGAAUCUCCUGAUGACGUUGAGGUUUCCAAGGCUAGAGAACCAAAACCACUGAUGUUUAAAUGGAAACGAGCUCUUGGUGGCAAAACAAACCUGCAACAUCAAGUGAAAAAUGAUAUCGACUCCACAGAAGUAGUUGAUAGUGGAAAUAUCGGGUAUGAAAUGAGAUGCGUGCUGUACAAUGUGGGCGCAGCUCAUAGCCGGCUGGCUGCAGCACAGGACAGGUCACCACCAUUAGUAUCUUCUAACGUGCCAACAAUUGAUGUGGAAAUUCCACCAAAUAAUGCUCUCAAGAUAGCUUGCACACACUUGCAGUGUGCUGCAUGGGCUUUUCAGCAAUUGCUGGGUGGCGAUGGAUCCAAUAAUGAACAAACGAAGUGGAACCAUCGACAGCAGCCACAAGUUACAAGCCGCGCAGUUCUUGAAUUUGCAUUCAAUGUGACACUAGCACAAGCACAAGAGUGUAUACUAGAGAAAAGUAUGAUGGAUGGCCGAAAAUCUCUUAUAAUAGCUAAAGUAUCAGCCAUGAUAUGUGAGUAUUUUGCUGGAGCUGUGGAUGCGGUUCAAAGAGUAGAACGUGAGCCAUAUUGCGUAAGCACUAACAGGCUAGAGAAGUGGCGACUAUACUCCGAAUUCAAGUGUCGAUAUUAUGGUGCUGUAACUGCUCUAUUCCAGGGCCAACACGUUCAGGAUCAGCUGCAGCAAAUGGGGACCCGUGUGUCAUAUUACCGGCGAGCAGUGAAUCUGUUGGGCCGGGCUGGUUUGAUUUCAGAAAGUGGUAGUAAGAUGGUGGCUUCGAUUUCGAAAGAUGAAGAUUCGGCAGAUGAUGACUACUACUAUUACUUAGAAUCAGAGCAUGGGCGUCAUGGUAAUGGUCGAUCUGCAGCUGCCAAAGAAUUGGAGAUGCGCAGAGACACUUUAUCAUUUGCAAUGGAUGUGGCUGCGGCAAAGUGGCGAGCAGCCAAGUCAGAAAAUGAGCUAAUCUAUCAUGAACCUGUGGUGCCUGUGCUGUCAGAUGAUGAUGAUAGUGAUUGUUUAGGAAAUACCUUAACAAAAACCAGUACUCAUCAUCACCAAUUAGAUAGGGUCAAGGGUGCAUCUCUGGUCAAGCCUAUACCAUUUGGUGUUGAUGAUCCUGAACUAUUGGCUGUUGUUUUGGUCACCAAUAAUAAUGAAUCAUCUAGUAUUACUACUACUUCAUUAUUCAAGGAUCUAGUGCCUACAGUUACCCGCCACCGAGCCGCAAUGUACCGAUCAGAAAAACGCAAUCUCGAAGCAGAUAUGCAAUCAUUGUGUCAGGAAGCAGAUGACCAAUUGAAUGAGUUUUCGGACACAUUACAUUUGGAAUGCUUAGAAAUGUAUAAAGGCGUAAAUUCUGAAUCCAGUGAAGGUGUUAAAGAGAAGAAUGAUGUGGUGGAACUCCCACAACAAUUAUUAAAUUGUUGUGCUGCUUACCAAGCCAUGUUGCAACAGCUACAAGAAAAGAAUGGAACAUCGUCUAUUGCAGAUGAAGAAGACCAGUUAGACAUCGACAUGGUUCGGCUAUCAGCUGCUGUUCAGGCUGUAGAUGGUAUGUUGGAUGAAAUAGACAGAUUUCUAAAGACCGAAGAACUCGGUGACUCCGAAUAUCGACGCACGGUUGGCCGUCCGUAUGAUUACUCUGCUGGCCGAAUGCGUGAAUUACGCCGCGAGGCUUCCCGGUACAGGGAAGCACACGUAGGCCGUGCACGGGACAGCUGGGUGACUCUGAGUCGAGCUGUUCGGGAUCGCCGUCGCCGGGACCUGGAGCUGCUUGCAUUGCCACCAGCUGAACUCGCUGCCCGUUUACCGCCAGCUCGUCCUGCAAUAUCUGUGAUCGCGUCUGAAGUUGCCGCCUCUGGUUCUGUUGAAUCGUCUUAUGAUGUGGCUGAGUUAUCGGACCAAAAUGAAGACUCGGAAUCAGACGAUGGUAGUGAUAGUCGAUUACGGAUGUUGCAACGUGAAUCAAUAAAACGUUUGGAUCGGCUUAAUAUGGUAGUUGGAAAAAUGAAAGAAGUGCGUGAGCAGCGGCAGAUACUGUUGACCCGGCUCCGAGACGAAAUGAACCGAGAGGAUAAGGACGCCGCAGCCGCAGGUCAGGAAGAUGUAGAUAUGCUAGGAGAACUGCGAGGAUCGGAAGUCGAUGUGACGGUGGCUGUGAAAAAAAAGCUGGAUGAUCGGUACGGAAAUCUGGUGAGUAUGAUUGAUCAGAACCUGUCAGCCCAACUAAAAAUUUUGGACGCUGUGAGGUCGGCGUAUGCGCGAGCUGCACCUGAGCGGCGGGCUUUCGCUAAUGCCAUGCAACGGCGCCGGACUCUAGUGUCGUCAUUAUUGGACGCGUAUGAAAGUUUUGUGGUAUCCAAUGGAGGAACACCAUUAGAAAAUUGUAGUGAAACCGUGGCGGCGUCACCGACCUGUGGACUACUCCCGGACGCAGUUCUAUCCGAACGGUGCGCAAAGGGUUUGGAUUUUUACCAGCGGUUGCUAACUAACGUAUCAAAACUGUUACAACGUGUAAAAGGAACAUGCCAAGUGCAAACCGAACAGCGAGAUCAGAUGAUAAAACAACACCAAAAGUGGGAAUCCACGACACAACAGACAGAUGACGAUCCAACCACCACAAUUGGUGGUCUUGAUGAUUUACUUGCUGCUGUAUCAGGCAUUGAUGACCAAGAUCACCAACAGGAGGACUUGGCUGCCUUGAUUGAGAGCUUCAGCAGUAGUGGUGGGCCUAUUAAGCCCGCUGCACCUCUGGGGGGCAGUCACUGGGAUGAGCAGCAUAACCACCUUCGUAGACUUUCACCACUUGGAUCUGAACAGCAACAACAGCAAAAACAAUAUUAUCAUCAGUACCGUCAUAAUCAAAUACAACCACCUUCGUCGUCCUCGUCCAACCCCAUUGAUGGCGGCAUUCCCUACUAUGGUGGUCAUUUAUCUUCCACAAAUGGAACUUACGAUCGUCUUAACAACAGGCAGCAACAGCCAACAUCAGCAAUAUCAACAAAUUAUCCGUAUUUAGCCUCUUACAACAUCGCUGUAGGUUCAACAGCAGUGACAGUUCCAGUAAAUUCUACUACUCCAUCACUUCCUUCUCCUUUGUCAUCAUCAUCAUCUGUGCCAUAUAGCUAUUAUAAUUAUCAAUUACUCACAACAAAAUCAUCAGAAAAUUCUACACUGCCGUCACCAUCAUACAACAACAUUAUAACUCCAGCUUCUACUGGCGAUAUUGAUUUACCCAUGACGCCUGCAAUGAAUGCUCUUCAUUUGAGUGAUAACAAUGGCAGUAGCCAAAACGUAAUUUCUUCGUAUAGUCAGAGUAGUGGUAGUGACGUUUUCCCAAAUGCAGCAGCAGCAGUUGCAAUUUUGCAGCGACCACUGCCCUCACAAUACAGUGGUGGUAUUGGUUAUGGUGCUGCCAGUGGUUAUGGGUAUCACCAUCCUCAUACAUUAUUAGCAUCACGACAGCAGCAAUUUUAUUCACCACAAAAGUUCCAGCAACAAAUUUCAACCACCAAUGCUGGUGCGACACGUGUUGGAACAGCGGGAGCAUUUGUACAACAAAAUCAACAGCAAAUGGUGAGAGGAGGUAGUGGUUUAUCUGCUGACAUAUCACAGCCACCAUUACCGAUGUCUUCUCCUCCGAUUUCGACAGCUACUGUUAACAGUUGUGGUUUAUCAGCAGUGGCGGAAUCGUCUUCCACUACUGUUGGUGGUACAUCAACUGUUGGAAAUUUUUACCAUCAAUUACCAUCACAAUUGCAGCAACAACAACAGCAGCAACAGCAACAGCAGCAACAGCAACAGCAGCAACAGCAACAGCAGCAACAGCAACAGCAACAACAGCAACAGCAACAACUUCAAAUUUAUCAACAGCAUCUACAGGAACAGAAACCACAGCAACAGCAUCCACAACAGCCUCAGUUGUACCAACAGCAAAUGCAGCCUCAGUUAUAUCCACAGCAGCAGCAGCCUCAACUGUACCAACAGCAAAUACCUCAGAUGUAUCAACAUUUACAGCAACAGCCCCAUCAAUUAACGACUACAAUAGGAAGUACCACUGGUAAUUUUUACUAUCCUUCGCCGAUCCACCAACAGACAUCCCAACUGUAUCAACCACCACAACACCAGAAACAAGUUCUACUGCAACCAACGUCAACGUCUGCAGUAACUGGCAGUCUGCAGCAACCGCCAUUAUUGUCAAAUAACAUCCUCAGUGUCGGCAGUAGUUAUUAUCAACAACUCCAGCCGCAUCAUUCCCCAACGACAGUAAUAUCAGCAACUACAUUCAACACUGUACCAACAACACUUAACAAUUACAUUUAUCAGCAGCCACCAAUGGUGGCAGUAGCCUUCAACCAACAUCUACAGCAGCAACAGUACUAUCAACAACAGCUUCCCAUUGCUGGUGAUGGUAGUGGUGGUGGUGGCUUAGCCACUAUGACAUCAACUGCCACUCCAAUCUUAAAUUUGUUGGAUGACGAUUUGUUAAUAUCAGGCCCACCACCAAUUCAACCAGAAAAAAUUGGUGCCAAUAGUGGCAAUGAUACUGUUACUACAUCAGCUAUUAACAGUAACAAGUGACUUGGCUGUUUGAGGAACGAUUAGCCGACGUCUUUUGAAUUUUUAAACUUAUUAUAGUACUUGUGCCACAUUUAUCUCUUUUGUACGCGGUUGAAUGUGUUUGUUUUAUCAAUGUUGAUGAUUAUGAUUAGCAAUGCCAAAAUCAGUCAUCACCGCACAUUGUGAUUUUUAUUAUCUUAUAUGUAUUUCUAUUUUAUUCCAUUAUGAUUAUCUUUAAUAUUUUAUUGCAAUACUAUUAUUUCAUUUAUUAACAUAUACCCACAUAUAUAUAUAUAUAUACAUAUAUAUUUAUUGAUAUUUAUAUAUUUUUUUUAUUGUGUGUGCUGGUAACUGGAUUGGUUGCGUUUGUUAUUAUUUUAUUAUAUCUAGUGGUUAUUAUUAUUAUUAAUUAUAAAAUAAUUUUAUCUGUUACAUACAUGCUCAUUGUUUUUUUUAUUUCACACAUAAUUAAUCUAUAUUUAAAUUUGCAUAUACGUAAUUAUAAUAAAAUAUUGCGUUAUGUUUACAAAUUAUAAUAAAUUAUAAUAUAACCAAAAAUAUCUACCUGUUUAAUAAUUUUGUCAAUUUUAAAUGAAAGUUUAUGUAAUUUCGAUAACUUGAUAUAUAAUUGGUCUUAGUUUAAAAAGAAAAAUGUUGUUCUUUGUUUUACAAACAUUUACAUAAUUUAAAAAUUUAAUUGCAUUAAAAAAAAUUAAUCAUGUUUAAAGUGUUUGUUGUUAUCUAUAUGUUAGUAUUGAGAUUAUCAAUAAAUUAUUUGCUUACUUAAUA